GAAGUCUAUUUUGGAUGUAUUUAUACCAUGCUGCAUUGACCCACUUUAGAGAGAGAGAGAGUGAGAGAAAGAGAUAGAGAGAGAGCAGCACAUAUCAAAUGAUGAACAUGGGUUGGAGGUCAUCAUCACCCCUAUCUGAUCUUCUAUUUCUGAGGAGAUAUAUCUGAUCUUUCUUCCUAGGAAGGUUUUUCAUGGCAUACCAUGUUGGCUUAUUAAGAGAACAAGUCUGAGGAAAAUAGGCCACUCCUUAAUUCUCUCCUCCUUCCAUCACCUACUACCAUCGUCUAGUUCCCUCCACCACCACACCAACAACACCACCACCAACAACACAAAUUCCUCUGCUUUUGCUCAACAGUCACAUAGUCCACUCGUCUAUAACUGGAUUGGAUAUUGAUGUUCUUGCAGUAGAAGCUUUAGCUUACAAGCAAAAGCAAUAUAUUAUUAUAAAUAGCAAGAAGAAGAUUUGUCUCUCAUGGCUCGAGAACACUGUGAAGAUAAAUCCGGGAAUAUGGUAUCUUCAGCUGGCUUUUGUUACUCAGAUGUUUCAUCUAGUAACCCAACUAUUCAGACUCAUCUAGUGAAUCAGAUCCAUGGCUAUGAGUCCAACCAGGAGAUCUUCAACUUGACCACUGGCAUGGAGAUGAUAGGGUUUUCAAAGAAUCUACAGCAACAAAGUGAUAGUAACUCAGUCAUGUGGAAAGGGUUCUAUGGGAAGUCUCAAAGCCAUGCCGGUCCAUCCUCUUCAAAGACCAUCAAUGAGUCCACUAGUGAUUUCUAUCAGCAUGAGUUCAAUAAGUCUGAUUUCACAACUGGGAUUUCUGAAACAAGUAGUGAGAACCUAAUAGUUGGAGCACACGACAAUACUGGCGCUUGGCAAGAGAAUAGAUUGCUUGUUGAUGAUUCUUUGAGGUGUGUGUUUCCUUGUGAAGGAAAUGAAAGGCCAAGUCAGGGUCUUUCACUCUCUCUUUCUUCAAGCAAUCCUUCAACUAUAGGGUUACAAUCUUUUGAGCUAAGGCACACUAAUCAUCACAAUCAAGGUGAACAAGAUGAUAUGAGGUUUAUUGCUUCGAGUUCUAGAGAUGGGUUUUAUGGGAAAUCAUCAAACAUUCAACAACAACAAAUGAUGCAAGAUGUGUUUUUGGGAAAAGCUACAAAUCAUCACGAGGGACAGUUCCAGCUCAGGAACUCAAAGUUCUUGGCCCCUACACAGGAACUUUUGAAUGAGUUCUGUUGUAGCCUCGGAACAAAGCAAACUGAUCAACAAAAGCAAAAGUCCCACAAAGCCAAGCAAUGGGAAGAGGAUAAUGGCAGUAGUUCUUCCAGAAAGCAAGCUCUUUACUCACUUGAAUACAUGGAAUUGCAGAAAAGAAAAACAAAACUGCUUUCAAUGCUUGAAGAGGUGGACAGAAGGUACAGGAACUAUUGUAAUCAAAUGAAGGCCGUGGUGUCAUCCUUUGAAGCUGUGGCUGGUCAUGGUGCUGCCACGGUCUACUCAGCUUUGGCUUCAAAGGCCAUGUCAAGGCAUUUUAGAUGCUUGAAAGAUGGGAUUGUGAGUCAGAUUCAGGCUACCAAGAAAGCCAUGGGAGAGAAAGAUCCUGUUGCUCCAGGCACAACCAAAGGAGAAACACCAAGGCUACGUAUUCUUGAUCAGACACUGAGGCAACAAAGGGCUUUUCAGCAAAUGAGCAUGAUGGAAAGCCAUCCAUGGAGACCCCAACGUGGCCUUCCUGAACGAUCUGUUUCUGUCCUCCGAGCUUGGCUUUUCGAACACUUUCUCCACCCGUACCCAAGCGAUGUUGAUAAACAUAUCUUAGCCCGCCAAACUGGUCUCUCAAGAAGCCAGGUAUCCAAUUGGUUCAUUAAUGCAAGGGUGAGGCUGUGGAAACCUAUGGUCGAAGACAUGUACUUAGAAGAGCUAAAAGAGAGAGAAAACAACAUGACUUCCUCAGAUGGGGUUACUAAUCUCGAUGAGAAUGGCCGGCAAAAUCCAAACCCACCUCCAACACGCCCUGAGGAUCAAAAACCUACACAAGACCAACUUGUCAGAAUUGACUCUGAGUGCCUAUCAUCCAUCAUCACUAAUCCAGAUAAGAAUGACUCUAAAACCAGUAAAACACACCAAAACCACCACAUGCAACAACAACAACAUAGUUUUGGGAGGGUUGCAGCUGAGACAUAUGGGGCAAUGGAGCUGGACUUUUCGUCUUAUAAUCACCAGUCAGCUGGUGGUGGUGGUGCAGUUUCUUAUCCUAGUGACAGUAAUGCUAAUCAGAAUAACUUCAAUGGUGGUGGUGGUGGUGGUGGAGUGUCUUUGACAUUAGGGUUGCAACAGCAUGGUGGGAGUGGUGUGAGCUUAGCCUUCUCACCCGCCUCUCAGAACUCUCUGUUCUAUGCAAGAGACCACAUUGAAGAUUGCCAACCAGUUCAGUACUCGCUUUUAGAUGGUGAAGGUCAGAAUCUACCAUACAGAAAUUUGAUGGGUGCACAGUUGCUCCAUGACUUGGCUGGAUAGAAUGCAAAAUGCUAAUCAAAGUGCAUGGGAUGGUGAUGUCGGCCAAAAUUUCUUAUCAAAGGCUGAUCAUGAAUUGGUGAUGGUCGAUGAGUAGUUUUAGGUACAGAUAAAUACUUCAUACAUACAUAAAGCAAUACUUGGUUAGAUAAUAGUAUGAAUAUGAUAAUUACUUUCAUGGCUCAGUAAUUUUUCAGAAACCUUUUUUUGGGGGGAUUGUAAGAACAUGUUUAUUUAUUACCUUUAGGCUAAUUUGAAAUUGCUGGUGAUUGAUGCAUGGUUAUACAUAUAUUUAUUUCCUCUUUUGGGCA
This is a messenger RNA of Quercus robur (English oak), 2820 nucleotides long. Its product is annotated as homeobox protein BEL1 homolog. Gene Ontology annotation, biological process: regulation of transcription by RNA polymerase II. The coding region runs from base 473 to 2512 and encodes 679 amino acids. The record is from RefSeq and is a predicted model, not a curated record. NCBI's taxonomy places the organism in Eukaryota, Viridiplantae, Streptophyta, Magnoliopsida, Fagales, Fagaceae. Gene Ontology annotation, molecular function: RNA polymerase II cis-regulatory region sequence-specific DNA binding; DNA-binding transcription factor activity, RNA polymerase II-specific. The transcript is spliced from 5 exons.